This is a messenger RNA of Rhizophagus irregularis DAOM 181602=DAOM 197198, 703 nucleotides long. The record is from RefSeq and is a predicted model, not a curated record. Lineage: Eukaryota; Fungi; Glomeromycota; Glomeromycetes; Glomerales; Glomeraceae.
GGUGAUGUUGUAAAUGUACUUAAUAUUUAUGAAGGUUUUAAUGAUAAUAUCGAAAAAGAUGAUUCUGAUUCAGUUAUCAAUAUUUUACCAUCGGAAACUAAGGAAACUAAGACUAGUGAAGUUAAAAGAUAUAGUAUGCCGAUCAUUAGCCCUAGAAAUAGCACAAUACUUCCUCGUUCUAAUUCACCAACUCCAAAUACUUCAACAUCAUCUUUGCAAUCUAUAAUACAUAAUCAGAAAGAAAUUCAAGAUUCAGAAACAAGAUUUCAAGCUGUUCUAUCAAAUACGCUUGCAAUUAAUUAUUUCCAAAAAUUUGCUAUUAAGGAAUAUUCGGUUGAAAAUUUAUUAUUUUGGCUUGAUGUAGAACUCUUUGCUGCGGGAAAUUCUUGUGAUAUUGAAGAUAAUUAUUUUGAGGAGCAACAAACUGCCGUAAUUCACGCGAGAUAUAUUUAUUAUACUUAUAUUUAUUCAGAUGCUCCUUUACAAGUGAAUAUUAGCGAUGAAAUCAGAAGAGAUAUUAAUUGGCCAAUAGAUGAUGAUGAUGUUGUGGAGAGAAAUAUGUUUGAUGAAGCGCAAGAAGCCGUUUAUCAAUUGAUGAAAGGUUAUACUUUUAUCGGAUUUGAGGAUAGUCCUGAAUGGCAAGAGUGUGCGAGAAGAAAAAAAUUAGGUAUUAGAACCUAAAGAAUAUCAAAGCUAUGAAAUG